AUGGCGGACGAAAGCACUCAUUCGAAUGAUAUGAAUGCAAAAAAGAAGUGCACGCGGCCAGGCUGUGGAAAGACAUACGUAGACGCCGAAAAUGAUGAAAGAAGCUGCGUCCAUCACUCUGCAAUGCCAAUUUUCCAUGACGGCGUCAAGAGGUGGCCCUGCUGUGACGGAGAGGCGUGGGACUGGUCUGACUUCAUGGCGAUCAAAGGUUGUACUGCGGGAAAGCAUACCGACGUAAAGCCCGAGAGACCAUCUGCCGUCACUCGUGCUACCCCUGCACCCGUACCUGCAGUUGUGAAAGACAUUGAGGAGUUCAAUCGACAACAGACGGAGGAAGAGGUUGCUAAGAAAAAGCUGAAAGAGGCAGAGGCGCCGGCGCCACAAACCCUCCUGGUGACACCUGCUGGGAACUACAAAUGCUGCAAUAAGGGUUGCAACAAAGAGUAUCCACCGAGUGAAAACUCGCCGACGGCGUGCAAUUUUCAUCCAGGACAACCGGUGUUCAGAGACUGCAUGAAAUCAUGGACGUGCUGUCAAGCAAAAAGCUAUGACUGGGAUGAGUUUAUGAAGAUUCCGCCUUGUCAGACAGGACCUCAUGUCCCAAAAAUGGUACCCCAAUCAUGA
This is a messenger RNA of Besnoitia besnoiti, 624 nucleotides long. RefSeq names its product CHORD protein. The record is from RefSeq and is a predicted model, not a curated record. NCBI's taxonomy places the organism in Eukaryota, Apicomplexa, Conoidasida, Eucoccidiorida, Sarcocystidae. The coding region runs from base 1 to 624 and encodes 207 amino acids. The transcript is spliced from 7 exons.